Molecule: messenger RNA, 4315 nt
Organism: Microtus ochrogaster (prairie vole)
Lineage: Eukaryota; Metazoa; Chordata; Mammalia; Rodentia; Cricetidae
Gene: Jdp2
Product: Jun dimerization protein 2
Biological process (GO): regulation of transcription by RNA polymerase II
Cellular component (GO): nucleus
Molecular function (GO): DNA-binding transcription factor activity, RNA polymerase II-specific; RNA polymerase II cis-regulatory region sequence-specific DNA binding
Source: RefSeq, a predicted model, not a curated record
CUGGGAGACUUGGUAUUAAUUGUGAUGCUGUACAGAGACCUCAGACUUGUUUACCACAGCAUCAACAGCUGGAAUGGAGACAGGCAAGAAUCCUGCCUGGACUCCUGCAGUGCCUACAGCUCAGGUCACGUAAUUACCUUCCAGCUACACUUGACCUUGUGGCUCAUUUUUUUUUUCUUUUAACUUGUUUUUCCUCGGGAGGUGGGGACAGGUGAGGAGCCGCGUCUUUGUGCACAUCACAGGUCACAGGCAUACAGCAGAUUUUCAGUAAACACUGAGUGUGCCUGUGAGCUGACAGAUUGGUUAGUCAGAACUAUCGCUUCCUCUUUUGACGCUGAUGGACACUUCCGGGGAACUGGUUUACCUCAUCAAUUCACUUUUUCCUCAGCAAAGAAUUUGGGAUUUACCAAUGUCCAGUAACCUUUAAAACAGGCUAGUCCAAAUAAGAGAUAUGACAGCCAAUGUAUAUUUAUUUAUUUACCUACAGUCUCACGGCUACCAGGCUGACCUGAAGCUCACUAUGUAGCUGAACUCCAGAUCCUCCUGCCCUUACCACCCAAGCUCUGAAUUUCUAGGUCUGCUCCACUCCCCUGAAUGUGUGCUUAUGCUAGGAGAGCACUCUACUAACGGGGCUUUAUCCCCACUCCAACACGUGCUCCCUCCAUGAGGACUCCGGUAGCACAUACUAGGAGAUCUAAAUCCAAGCUGCUUCAGACCAGCCACAGUUCAUAGAUCCCUAACUGAAAUCUCCAGGGGUAGGGAGAAAAGCCCGCCUGGCUGGACAUAGGGACCGGGUGCCAUGGGCAUUCCAUUGUCACUGGCUCCUCGGUGGCUUGACUUCCCUCCAUAAACUCCCUAGCUGAGGUGGCACCUGUGAAUUCCAGGUCAGUUUCUGGUAGUCUGUGGCUGGGAAAACUCCUAGUCUCAUCCGUUUGGUUUGGGCUACGUGAUUGCCUUUGAAUCAGCUCACCGGCCAUGGCUGUGCAUCUUAAUCAGGACCUAUUUUUAGUAGCAGGAGACACCUAAAUUCAGAUUGCUUUAGGCUAGACCACUGUUUCCUUGGGAGCCCGAGGUAGAUCAGUUCCGUCAGGAGACUGUGAGUCUGCACAGAGAAGCCAGCUGUGGCCUUUCCCUCUCGGCCUCUCCCACAGGCAAUGGCUGCGGAGAGGGGUCUGGUAGGAAACAGUAUGGCUGGAAGACAGGUCUUGAGCUGUAUGUGUAUAUGAAACUGGAGAACAUCUGUAUAAGAAAGGGGGAGCCUAAGUGGAUAUUAUGGGAGAUGAGAGGGAAGAGACUCUUUAGUGGCCUCCCUAGUGCCUUCCCUUAGCAUACUCAAUUUGUGUAGGAAGCAAAGGCCCAGUAGUACUGCCAGUCACCCAGCCACGAUCCAAAGUACGCCGUGGAGAGGACCAACUUUAACCACACGUGUUAAUUAUUAGUCCCUGCACAGAGAUCAGUUUAGCUUUUUCAAAGUCCCAACAGAGGAUACAUAAAGUAAUGCUUCCCGUGUUCAAUGUUUUCUUUCACAUAAAUGCCCAGACCCUCAUCUUGGGGGAGAAACAUCAUGUAAGCCAUUUUCACAGUCGCCAGCUUUGAUUUUUGUGCCCUGGUAAAGGUCUCGCUGGCUUUUCUGGGAUGGAGAGUCAGGUUCUUUCUUCUACUACUGAGUUGGCAGAGAGUGUUCCUCUGGAGAUCCUCCUUUCCUUUUUCUUGCACCAGUGUUUUGAGGGAGGUUGCUGAUGGUGACUGUGAGGAUGGACAGGCGAUGUCAUUGGACCGUCUCUUCCCAGUCAACCUGUUUUUCCCCUGCGGGAAGAUGUAAGGGAAGCAUAGAGAAUGACGCCUCCCAGCAGGCAAGCACGUGGAGCUGUGCUCACCCAGCUUGGCUCAUUGGUGCUCAAGUCUUUCACUCUGAGCAUCUGUACGCUCUGAGCUUUUUCUUUCACUUCCUUUCUUCUAUGGGUGAUGACCUGCCAUCUCUCUGAAAAGGAGUCUGAAGGUCACUGAGUGUCAACAUUGUCACCUCUCUCUGGUUUAAGCAGAAAGGGAGGAGGGGAACGGACUGGUCAUUCAAGAGUUUGAAAACCUGGGAUGAAAAUAAUAGCUCUCAGGUGCCACAUGUGUUUCUGCCAAAGGGCUCUGUGUACCAGCCUUUGAAGGACUGUCAUGUUCUCUCUGGAGUGUCCUUUACCAUCUACCUCCGUAGGAGGUUGGGAGGAGGGCGUGGAAGCCAGUCCUGAGAGUCCUUGAGGAAGAAAGCUGUUGGAGGUCUUGCAGAAGUCAGGUCUUCUGCUGCAUCCUCUUAAAGGAAGGCAAAAGCCUGCGGGAUUGGGCAGAGAGCCCUGGGUCAAACUGGACCAGCCACUGACACAACAGUGGCCUCAAACUGCAGCUCCAGUCUGGGUCUCUGUCCACUCACAGCGUGGCGUCAGGACCUCGGGUUGCUUUGGUGGACAGUGGGUAGGGACAGAGGCUCUCAAACGCCUUGAUCUCUCCGCCCAUGCUCCUGCACGGAAAAACAAAACAGGCUUGCGAGAUCCUGCAGCGUCCGAAGACAUCACUGCGCGGAACGUCACCUCGCUCAGGGUUUGAGGCGGGGGAGGGAGGAGAGCGCACCGGACGGAGGAGGACGAUGGUUCAGCGAGGGCUGAGCUGGAAGGGGUUCUCGGCUCGUCCGGCCGCCGCCUUUGCGUGGCUGCCUCCCUGGCUGUUCAGCGCUUCGGGGGUGGCGGCCGUGCGGCCGAGCAGGGGAUGCGCUUACAUAACCGCUCGCCGGGUCCUGCUGCCUCGCGCUCUCGGGAGCCGCGGUCGGGGCGCGCCGCGGGACCGUGAUGCUGCCAGGACGAGUAUGGCAGGGCCCGGGCCGGCCCGGCAGGCGGAGGAGCGCGAGCAGCGGCGGGAGGAGGCCGCCGGCGGCGGGGGAGGUGAAGGCCGGCCUGCCACUCCUCCUGCUAUGAUGCCUGGGCAGAUCCCAGACCCUUCAGUGACCGCAGGUUCUCUACCAGGGCUCGGCCCCCUCACCGGACUUCCCAGCUCUGCUCUGACCACAGAGGAGCUGAAAUACGCUGACAUCCGCAACAUUGGGGCCAUGAUUGCACCCUUGCACUUCCUGGAGGUGAAACUGGGCAAGAGGCCCCAACCCGUGAAGAGUGAGCUAGAUGAGGAAGAAGAGCGAAGGAAAAGGCGCCGAGAGAAGAACAAAGUGGCCGCAGCCAGAUGCCGGAACAAGAAGAAGGAACGCACGGAGUUUCUGCAAAGGGAGUCAGAGCGGCUGGAGCUCAUGAACGCCGAGCUGAAGACCCAGAUAGAGGAGCUGAAGCUGGAGCGGCAACAGCUUAUCCUGAUGCUCAACCGCCACCGCCCCACCUGCAUCGUGCGCACAGACAGCGUCAGGACACCCGAGUCCGAAGGCAACCCGCUGCUGGAGCAGCUGGACAAAAAGUGACUGAAGGCUUGGAGGAGGCAUCAGAGGAUGGGGAGGGGGGACAGCAGAAGGAGAAGAGGUGAUGGAGGUCUCCCCCUGGGCGCAUGACAAACUCUACCAUGAGGCUUGGCAUAACUGGCCUCCAGCCGGCUCCUUUCUGAAACUCAGCCCAGCCACGCGAGAGCAAGAGCAGACUGAAGAAACCAGAGGGACCAAGCGACGAGACCAAAGUUGACCCGCAGGUAGGGGCUGUCCCACUCCAAGGCCCAGCUUGAAGGGUGCCUCAGCCAGAGAGAUGCCCAGCCAGGUAGCCUCCUCAGGCGCUCCUCUGGCCUCUCUGCCGAGACCCCCCCACCCAAAGGACUACCGAGCAGCCAAGAAAAGCCAUGCGUCCCAACACACGGUGUGGCCAAGGAUGGAACUCAGCGUGGACUGCGAUCCACCCUCCCCAGCCCUGCCCAAGCCCGGUGGAAAGGGUGCACUGCGGGGCUGUGAUGGGCCUGCUGGAGUUUGCUGUGGCACUGAGGCGCGGGCGCCCUCCCAAAGCACACAGUCGAUGAAUGUUUACAGACUGGCUGUCCUGGCGGGGCUUCCAACUGCACACCUUUUUUUUAUACUUUCUUUUUUUUUUUAAUAUUUUUUACAAAAAAAAAGAUUUUAUACGAGCAAUAUAUAUAUGGAUUUCUAUAAUCACUCGAUUGACACAGUACAAAUACGCUAUGGUCUGUAGUUAAGGACAUCCACCCUCCGGGUACAGCCGUUGUAAUUCCUAAGUACUGUAGGCUCUGGGUGUUGAGGGGUGGUGGCCAGGCGGUGGGGGUGCAUUUGCAUCCUUGUAAACCCUUCCUAGUACUCAGUCCUGUAUCGCUCAGUAAACAUUGCUCUAAUUAC